Molecule: messenger RNA, 4223 nt
Organism: Copidosoma floridanum
Lineage: Eukaryota; Metazoa; Arthropoda; Insecta; Hymenoptera; Encyrtidae
Product: beta-1,3-galactosyltransferase 1
Biological process (GO): protein O-linked glycosylation
Cellular component (GO): Golgi membrane
Molecular function (GO): hexosyltransferase activity
Source: RefSeq, a predicted model, not a curated record
AUUGGGGUUAUCAGAGAAGGAAAGGAAAAGUUCUUCAAUCUUCAAUGCUUUAACCUGCUUUUAGGUAUUAUAUACCUAUACAUACAAAAAAAAACAGAUCAACGGAGAUUACGAAGUCGAGGAAGAGGUUGACGUUGGAGAGGAGGUAGUACUCUGUCAGACAAAUGCUUCUGCCGAGUGCCGAAGAGGAGGCCGUACUCAGGUUCUACCUGACCAAUGGAUACCUUCCAAGAUGAUGUAAAUGGAAAACUUGCGAGUGCCAGGCCAGCCUCUUUGCAGCAGCCAAGAUGGACAGGGUUCACUUGUUGCCGAUGCAACUACCACCAGCGAGCAGUAUAAAUGGGCACAAAAGUAACAACGGCUAUGGCAAUGGCAAGGGCAAGGUAUCGUUCGUACGACGUCUGGCCCUGGGUUUUAUGAUUUUGGCUGGUCUCGGGUUGCUCUACGUCCCGGCUUAUCACUCGGCGCAGGGACAGUUUUCUGGUUUAGGUGAGACUCCAUCUCCACAGGGAUCUGUUGGAGGUACACGUCACCUUGUAUCCUCCAUAGUUCAGCUGCGCGGCUGGAGCUACAACACGACGCGCGACGUGUCGACGUACAUCCGUCCUGAGAACAACACGACAGCGAUCCUCAACCCCAGCAACAUCUGCGGCGAGUCGGCCUACCUGCUCAUCGUCGUCUGCUCGGCCGUGACUAACGUCAACGCGAGACUGACCAUCAGGAACACCUGGGGCAACCAAUCCAACCUGGACGUCCUCUACGACUCGUCCGUCAAGCUUGUCUUCCUGCUCGGACUGAGCGGCAACGACACCAUCAAUGACUACGUGGUCGACGAGAGCCACUUGUACAACGACGUGAUCCAGGAACACUUUCACGACUCCUACAACAACUUGACCCUCAAGUCGUUGAUGAUGCUGAAAUGGGCGACGACCUACUGCGACAAAAUCACCUACCUCAUGAAAUCCGACGACGACAUGUUCAUCAACGUACCGGCGCUCAUCAAGGCCUUGAAAGCGCGAGCCAAGAGUACCGGUACCCUCAUCGGCUCGCUCAUCUGCAACGCGAAACCCGUCACGGACAUAAAAAACAAAUGGUACACCCCGAAGUACAUGUACUCGGAGCGUACGUAUCCGAACUACCUGUCGGGCACGGGUUACGUGAUGAGCCUCGACGUGGCUCGGCGUAUCUAUAAAGCCGCGCUGGCGGUGCCUCUGCUGCACCUCGAGGACGUGUACAUAACGGGCAUAUGCGCGAAGAAGAUUGGUCUGAGGCCCGCGAACCAACAUGGCUUCAGUUACAUACCCCGGAAGCUCGAGACUUGUGCCCUCCGCGAAGUCAUCACGGCUCACAAGAUCAACGCUUCGACCAUGAACACCAUCUGGUCGAAACUCUCGGCAGCCGAGGACGCGGAAACCAAUGGCACGAGCGUGUGUACGGCGUCGAAAGCCGUGGAUAAGAAACGUGCCACCAUUACAGCUAAGGUCGGCAUGAAGCGCGUUGGUUACUUUUUGAUGAAGAGUGGCCGAACGUUCAACAAUCGGUGUGUCUGAGGGUGACUGUGACUAUCUCGGUGUGUAAUGGAAUUAUUGUGUGCUUGUGUACAAUAUAGGUUGUACAUCUCGUUACCCUCGCCGAAGGAAUAAUCAGGUACCACGUUGCGUUGAAGUUGAUCUGAGGUGCAUAUUUGUUUAUGAAAUAAGUUGUUAUUGUUACUGCUGGAUGCGAGGAGUUGAAUUUCAAGGCCACUUUGCUAGAGAUUGAUUCGUCAGUUAAAAGACGACUCGUUUCAAAAUAAUAUACGUUGUAAUAUACGUUGACAAAUUUCUUAUAUUAUUUCAAAAUACUUUGAGAUGAGUCGUCUUUCAAAGUUGUUCCUGAAAGAUGUUUUUUUUUAUACUUCUUUCAUGAAUCGUUCUUUUACUCUGCUGACGAGUUUAUCUUGUACGUUGAAAGGGGAUAAUGACACAGAUGCAAGAAUUUCUAGGAAAAUAUGUAAGAAAAAAAUUUUACAUACCAAAUUAGGCUGUUUAAAUUAAUUAUCUUACUAUAGUUAGUAAUAAAAGAUUUUUAAUUAAAAGUGGGGUAUUACUAAGGUAUUAAUGAGUCUUAAUUUGUGCAAUGAAACAAUUUUUGAUCUCAUUAGUAGAUUUUACCUGUUAAAGCUCAACUCCUCUUGAACUUUUCGCUUUCAGAGGACCCGAUAAUUUCGGUGCUUUUAGUAUUGUGGCCAACUUCCAUAAAUGUUCCUUGUUUUUCGACAAAUUACUAAUUUUAUGAAUUUCCAGAGCUUCCCACAAAAGAUGAUAUUAUUUAAAAAGUUUACAUAACGAAUUUUAGCGACGUAUUAUUUUGGUCCCACUGAAAACGGAAAACGGAUCGAUGAUAAAAUGUAAAUAUUUAUUGGUCAACAGUGCUUUUUGAAGGCGAUGUAACGUUUAAACAAAUUUAUUUUCAUUUGAAGCAAUGCAUCAGUAUAAUUUAUUGAUUACUGUUUAAAACUCUUGAGAUACACUCAUUUGAAACUCAGAUAGUACAAUUUUUCAUAUCCAAAUAUACUUUACAUUUGGAUUUAUUUUACCAUUGAAUUUUAUAUCGAUACUAAUACAUAUACAAAUAUUUUUUUAGUAGAUCUGAUUAGAAAGUUAAUCAAAUGUUUGAUAUUAUACAUUUCUACAAGUUUAUUGUCAACUAGGACUUGAUGCAUGACUGUUGAUUUUUUUUAGAACAUUAAAGAACCUUUUAUAUAUCGCACUGAAACAGGUUUAAAAAUAAUUUUUUAAUAACGGACAAACGGUAUUACGUAUUCCAACUGCAUAUAAUUGCUUAUUUUUUACAUUCAUGAUUCAACGAAAUUUUUUAAAAUAAAUCGAAAACUUAUUGAAAUAUCAUCUACAAAAAAGUGUUCAUAAAAUAUUAUUGUUGUUUCAAUGAAAUUGAACAAAAAAAAGUGCGGAAGAUUGACAUGUGCUUAGUAAUGAUGAUAACAACGAUUGGUAUUGCGGUUGUGAGUAAGCCUUUGUUUGACUUUUUAAGAGAACUGUAGCUAGUUAAAAACUUGAAUGCGCUAGAAUUAUAUUUUUUUGAAUCACAAACGUUAGAAGAGUAACUUUUUUUUUUUGUGAGUGGCGCGUCCUUAUGGGCUCGGGAACUGCGGAAACAAAAAAGAUAUUUUAAGUAUUGUGCAAUUUAGUAUUUAUAUGAGGCUUGCCCUAAAAACUGCAAUAUUUUUGAAGAAUUAAAUCCAUAUAGGAAAAUUAAUACAGGUUCAACUAUAGCACAAACUUUUUUCAAUGCUUAAUAGCGUCAUCAUAAAUUUUUGACAAAUUUAUUGUGCCGCGCGUCAAAACUCAUAAAAUGAAUUCUUGACUCAUAGAAAAGCUUUCACCUUCUUCUUUCUCAUCGAAAAGUCUUAGUAAGUAGUUUGGUAUACAAUAAUACCAUGCAGAGACGUCCUCGAGUGAACAAAGGUGACAUUCCGUUUGUAAAGAAAGCAAACUUUUCAAGAUGCUUCCACAUGAUAUUGUAAUAUUUCGUAACAAAUGAAAUUUUCUAUGUCAAUUUUAUUACUCCAAGAAAAUAAAACGAAUGAAAAAUCCAUUGUGUUGACGUUGUAAAUGUUUCAAAUAAAAAAAAAGUGCGAUACUUUAUUAUAAUGCGAAAAUUGAAUGGAGAAUUAGUUUGUAGUAAGGUUUGAAAACUGAUGAAGUAAUUUUUUUUCUCGAUAAACCGUAAGUUUAUUAAAUAUCAAGGAAUUCCUUGGAAUAAUCCUUUUAUGGAGCUUCAAAAUUAAAACGAAUGAUCUUUCGAAGAAGUUUGGAAAAAUAAAAAAAUUUAUUAGAAAGAACCGCUCAUAUAAAACGAAAAUGAUUUCAGUUUUAUGAGAAUAAAAUAAUGGGCAAACAAAUAUACUUUUCUGAGUAAUUCCAAAUUAUCCUUUUUCUUGGCGAAAAAACGGAUUAUUUAUAGGUUUUAUGCAUCCUAGGGGGCCUUAGAAUCUUGUACUUUAACCGAAACACGUUUUUAUCACGUGUGUAAAUUAUCAUACUAUAGAUAAGUGAAGUUGGAGUACAUGAGAGUAUAAAUAUAAACGAAAUUUUAAUGUAGGAGGAAAAACAAUUGUUGAUGUAUUGAGACUUUGAGUCACGAUUUCAUUGAUGAAAAGUAAAAUAAUUUAAUUGUAAUGAUUAAAAUAGAUGUAUUUAAAUAAAUGAUUUUAAUUUUUA